Lymnaea stagnalis (great pond snail) is the source of this 4090-nucleotide messenger RNA. The record is from the annotation of a GenBank genome assembly. Lineage: Eukaryota; Metazoa; Mollusca; Gastropoda; Lymnaeidae.
CUAGAUGGCAAACUAGGGCACUACUUCCGCUUGUGAUAACAAGUGACUGUUUAGAAUUGGUGGAAAGCAAAAUAAAGUGAAAUGAAUUAUUUACUACAAGCUCUUGUUAUUCUAACAAGUUUGCCAUUAAUGGGUGAGAUUAUUUAACUUGGAAAAUAUCCCCAAAACAUUUCAUUUAUUUUCAUAACUGUAUAUACAACACACCUGACUGCAAACACCUGGGACCUAACCAGGAAAUGACCUCUUUUUAUUUUAAUCACUUAUUGAGAUUUAGGCUUAAACUUAAUAUUGGUUAGUAUAAUAAUAAAAGAGUUGGUUAUAAAGUUUUGAGAAGUCCAAAGAGUUGAAGGCUACUUUAUAAAUUAUCAUUGAACCCCUUUCCUCUCAAUAAAAUCAAUGUAUUUUUUUAAAUCGAAAGUUAUUUUAUAGUAAUAGUUAUGUUAUAGUUUAAGUAUGAAAAUGAGUACAAGUGUAAAUGCAUAAUAAUUUAAUAGUAGGUGAUUUUGUACACUGAACUGAGUGUUAGUAUCACUCACCCAAGUCACUCAGACUCAACAUAGUCUAACUCUAAAAUUGUUUAUGAGAACAGAGAGUGGACCUUCACUUUUUUGAAGUUAAUCUAUCUAUACAUAAAAGUCUAAUACUAUAGUAUAGACUAUACUAAUAAUUCUAUUAAUACAAUACAAGUUUCUAAUUUCUUUAAAUAUUUAUUUUUCUCAUUUUGAGCCUACUCAGUUGUUACUGAGACCUAUUACUAUUCUCAUUUUAUUAAUUUUUAAAAAAUUGAGCAAGAUAACUGAUUAGAACCACAAGUUAAUAAUAAUAAUAGUAUCUCAGCUUCACAAAAGUUAUGUCAGUUGUGAGCAAGGAAUAAUUUAAAAUAAAGAACAAAUACCCUACAAUAACCCAUGCUUUAUUAUGCCAUGCCAUAUGUUUUUGUUUUUUUUAUUAACCUGUAGGUUUUAUCAUUAGUGCUAUUCUAAACUAAAUAGACACAUUUUAUUUUUUAAUAAUAGUAAGAAAACUAAACAAAGUUCCAUGGCUAACACUUAAAGGGGAUUCUAAUGGUGAAAAAAAUGGGGUGGGGGGGGGGGGUGUUGUGUGUGUGUGCUGCGAUCAGGUUACACAAGAAAAAGAACCAAAUUGUAGAGGACAUCCUGUAAACAAAACAAGGGAGGUAACAAAGGUCUUUCUUCAGCAAAUGUGUAAAAAUUUAAAAGAAUUUCUUGGUGUGAAAGAAAGAUGUGUUAGGUUCCAUGAGAAAACUGAUUUUAUCAGAGAAUAAGUAGAGUGGUUGUGGAGAUAUAAAGAAAGAAAGAGAGUAAACAGUUCAUGGGAUCUCGACAAGUAAAGCAAUGGGUGAGAAUGUUUGUUAAUCAUUUUUUGUUAAUGGUGCACUCAUGCCAUGGGGUUUCGGUGUCGCAAAUGUGUGUAAACAAUCUAUUCUCCAACCCCAUCCUGGCUGAGAUGACCAUAAAUGUUAGAAGAAAGAAUUAUAUUUCCUCAUUAUUAGCAAAGAUUUGGAGAAAGCCUUUCAAAAGAAAUAUAUAUGCAUGUCAUUGCAGCAAAAAUAUUAAUCAUAAUCUGCUGUAAAUUUAUUUAAAUGUUGCUGCAAAACUCCAUUAACACAAUACCAAUGACCCUGUGUUCCUAUAACUGAUUGGCAAAGCUAAUGACAUUUUUUACUGCAAUGUUGUUUUUUCUACUUUUAGACACACCUGACAACUUAUUUAAAACAAUAUUAUUAUUUUUUUUUAAAAAGACCAACUUAGUGCUGCAGAGGAAGACAUAACAUGUUUCACACUCCCAGAAAUGAACCAUUCAAUUUGGAUCAGAAGAGGUCUGGAGCUUUAGUCUAUUUCCUGCCUCACACUGUGGCAGAGUGGCUUGUUGCCUUUUUAUUACACACAAAAGUUUUCCCAUUUUUCCUGGGUCAGCCAGCAGGGCUGCAAUGUCAAGAUUUUUUUGUAUCCGCAUAAAUUAAUAUGGACGGCACCUAAACAACACAUUUCAUCAUAUUUCAUCUUCAGAAUGUGCACUCCAGUGCUACCAGUGUCAGGUUCUUGCUGAUAUCAAAUGUCGGGACCCUUUCUCUGAUGAAGCCAAGUCAUUGUUUGCUGGUGAUUGCGACGAUGGAAUGGUCUGCGCCAAGUACACGACUGUCGUCAAGAUCCGUGACUCUGGCUACAUCCAAGGAUGGGAGAGACGUGAGUAAUCUUGGCUUGAAUGUGGAAUAAUUUUUGUGUUCUUAAUCUUGAAUACCUUUAUUAAGAUGACCGUGAAGAUGGAAAAUACACUCAUUGGUCAUUGCUUUAAAUGAAACUUCGCUGUAAGAUAUUUUGUCACUGAAAUAUUGGCUUGUAGUUUGAUAUAAUAUUUCAUGAGCAUUUUAGGCUUUUAGUCAGAUAUGAAAACUAAUUUUUUUAAAUGUACUUUGCAAGAAUUUUUUUGACCCUCCUUUUCUUAACAGAUUCAAAAGUAGUUACUAGAAGUUGUGAGCAAAAGACGGGCAAACCAGACGGGUGCUAUGGGUGGCAGAACAAUGGGGGGAUAACCAUCAAGUGCCACUGCUCAACUGAGCUCUGUAACUCUGGACAUUCACUUCAUCCUGCCACUUGGAAAGUUGUCAUUUCAUUCUUUCUGUCACUGUUUUUGUUUAUAUUUGUAAGGCUGCAUUGAUCAGAGUGUGUGUCUCUACUGAGUGAUUUUGCUUAGUGUGGGUGGAGCAGUUUAAAAUAAUGGGCCAUUAAAGUUAAGAAAAUUUAUCUUUAAAACAUAUUAGAAUAAUUUAACACUGGUAAAAUUUUACCACCAUCACGGCUUAAAAGACAUUUUUUUAUACAAAUGUUAGGUGGCUGUACCGAUAAUUUGUUAUAAUGAAUUUCAUUAAAAAAAAAAAAGGCUGGCAACUGUCUUACAAAAUGACUUUUGGAAAAUGUGGGUCUUCAUUUCCAUAUCCCUUUUUUUUUUCUUUUGUUUUUUUAUCACGUUUAACUAAAAGGUUGUAAGUUUGUAAGGUUCUCAUUCUGUUUAACCAACAAAGUUGCACAGUUGUAAAGGUUUAGUAAUGAAUUUUUAAAUAUGUCACUGCUAUGAAAGUGUUGUGAAGAAUUAUGUAUCUUCCAAAAGAGUGGUUGAACAUUUUCUUUCAGGAGUUGCUGUGCAUCAGUGCUUGUGAGAUAGUUUGUUCUUGCAUGUUCAUGAGACUGGUUGAAUGGAUGAAACUGUUAAGUGCUUCAAGAAUGGCAAAACUAGAUGUAUGUGUUGUUUAUCUUAUGUUGGCAUGUGUAAAUAAAUGGUAAAUGUACAUAGAUUGAUACUGAUGUGAAUAUCUCAUUCAUUUUUCAUUUAAUAAGAACCCAUGUUUAUUAAUGCAUUCUUUUUUUCUGCUGAUGAAUUUUAAUUUGAAUGUCAAAAAAUAUCAAAAUUCAUUAAGAACAUAAUUAAUCACUCUGUAUGUACCAUAAUUUAAAAGUACUGUAAUACAAGUUCACAGUUGCAUUCAGCUUAUUUUCCUUUGAGCCUCUGGCAGUUUGCAUUGCCUUGUAUAUUAUUUCAGUAAGUAAAUAAUUAAUAGUUUACAAUUAUGGCCAAUGAUGUAACAGAUUGAAAAGUCAUAAGUACAAAGUAAUUUUAUUAAAAAGACGUUUAAAUACAUUGAUGCUGAUUAGACUGUAGGUUGAGAGGGUUCUUAGUAUGUACCAGGUUGAAAUCAUUGGUUCAUUGUAUACCGGUACAUGAAAUCUUUUAUUACAUUUAAAUUGUAUGGCAUAAUUUUGAGCUGCCUUUGGUGGUAUCAAAGCUGGAUAGUCUUUUUUUUUAAUACAUUUAUUAAGUUUUAAUAAGCAUAACUAUUUGUUAACAAUAUGUUAAAAUACUUCCAGGCAAUGAUUGUAGUGGCUGCUCAUGAAUACUACUAGUUUGUAAAAUGGUUAAUAUUCUGUGACUUUUUAACAUUCCAUUCUGAAUAAAAUUUUAAUUUGUUUGCCUGGAUUCAGUUUUUUUCCCUUUCUGUACAUUCCGAUAGUAAACAUUUUUACAAUUAUACUCAUGUAUUUGUUUUAUAAAUAAAUAAAAUUAUACAAUGGUC